Prunus persica (peach) is the source of this 3155-nucleotide messenger RNA. RefSeq lists its product as uncharacterized. The transcript has 9 exons. The coding region runs from base 231 to 1811 and encodes 526 amino acids. NCBI's taxonomy places the organism in Eukaryota, Viridiplantae, Streptophyta, Magnoliopsida, Rosales, Rosaceae. The record is from RefSeq and is a predicted model, not a curated record.
GUGCCGCGAAAAGUCAAAGAAAACGACGUAGUUUCGUUUCCGUGCCACGUUCUUUUGCUUUGCCGUUAAGGUAUUCUCUCCCUCUCUCUCUCUCUGCUUCUGUUGGAGAAGAAAACUUGAUGAUUUGAAUCUUCGAAAACCCUAAUUCCACUUCAAUGGGGAUUCUUUCUAUUCGUCCACGCUUCAUUUGAUUCUCAAUCGCAGUAUUAAUCCAGAAACUGAGGUCUAUAAUGCAAGAUGCAAAGCCCAAUUCCAGCGAAUCCGCACCGUUGAUGCUCCUGUUUUUUCAGGCUCAGAAUGAUACUUUAAGAAAUGAUGGGGUCAUCCCUCAGCUAUUUACCUCUGUACCAUCUCUCAACGAAGCUGCUUCUUAUCUUUCUCAGACAACUUCAUUAUUCACACGCUGUUUCUCUGACUAUUCUGCAGAUCUGUCUUCUAGCGAUUCAGGGGUUUCAAAUGAGCAUGCUCAGGAAUUGGUGACCUUUUCUUCUGGACAACCUAGGGGAUCUUUUGCUACAUCUGGUGAUCAUGCGUCCUCAAGUGGAAACCACUCAGCAUCUGCAGAGUCAUCUAGUAAUGCAACAGAUGCUCCCUCUGUACUUGAUGGAACACUGAGAAGCUCUGCAGGAGAUUCAUCUCAAAAUUCUAGUGUCCUCGUCAAAUCUGAUCCUAGUGGCCCAGGCGGCAUUUCUAUCUUUCAAGGCCUUGUUGACCGGGUGCGAAGAACUGUUCGCGGGUCUGCAGAUGAUAUAGGAUGGCUACAACGUGAUCCAACAAUGCCCCCUGUUGAAGACGGAACUGAAAGGUUCAUUGAAAUUCUGGGGGAUAUCAGGCAUGGUGUUCACAGAUUGCCAAAUUCGAUGGUUUGUUUGUUGCUUCCAGGUCUUUUCAGCAACCAUGGACCUCUAUAUUUUGUAAAUACAAAAAUGAGUCUCUCAAAGAUGGGUCUGGCCUGUCAUAUAGCCAAGAUUCAUAGUGAGGCUUCAGUUGAGAAAAAUGCUCAAGAGAUAAAAGAAUACAUUGAGGAAUUCUAUUGGGGUUCCAAAAAGCGUGUUUUGCUUCUUGGACAUAGCAAAGGGGGAAUAGAUGCAGCAGCUGCUCUAUCGUUGUAUUGGCCUGACUUGAAAGAUAAGGUUGCCGGGUUGGUUUUAGCACAAAGUCCAUAUGGUGGUAGCCCAAUAGCUACGGAUAUCUUGCGAGAGGGACAGCUUGGUGAUUAUGUGAACUUACGAAAGCUAAUGGAGAUUCUGAUCUGCAAAGUGAUUAAGGGUGAUUUGCAAGCUCUGGAAGAUUUGACUUAUGAAAAAAGAAGAGAAUUUUUGAAGAAACACCCGUUGCCAAAGGAACUCCCUGUUGUUUCAUUUCACACAGAAGCUGCAAUCUCUCCAGCUGUACUAGCUACAUUAUCUCGUGUAGCACAUGCGGAGCUACCUAUGGUUGCUCCUCUUUCUACAGGCCAGCCGGCAAAACUCCCAGUGGUAAUUCCCCUUGGUGCAGCUAUGGCUGCCUGUGCACAGCUUCUGCAGGUCAGAUAUGGCAAGAAGAGUGAUGGACUUGUCACAUGCUGCGAUGCAGAAGUUCCUGGAUCCAUUGUUGUUCGGCCAAAACGUAAAUUAGACCAUGCCUGGAUGGUUUAUUCUUCAUUGACAGAUGACCCUUCUGAAGCAGAUGCUUCUCAAGUGUGUGAAGCUCUUUUGACGUUGCUUGUGGAAGUUGGGAAGAAGAAGAGCGAUCAUGCAGACAUGGAGCAGAAGAAGAGCAAUCAUGCAGAUAUCGGGCAGAAGAAAAGCGAUCAUGCGAAAGACGAAUGAGGCUGAAGAACUUACUUUUCAUCUCAUUGUUGUGCUUUUGUUGUAAUAUAGUAAUUUACAUCCUUUAGGGGUAUGGUUCUCAUGUUUGUAGAUAGCUGAUGCUCGGGUCAACGAAUAGGUUCCCAGGUUUUCCCUUUUUCUAUCUUCUCAUUCUUUUGAUUCAAUUGGAGAAAAGUUGAAUAACUGUUAGACUUAGAAUACAGUGCAAUAGAAGCGGAAGCUCAUCUGUAUUUUUACAGGCUAGGAAGGACGUUGAAAAGUAAUGAACUGUUUUGCUACCACUCUAAAUUUGUAGCUAAAGCGAUAUUUAAUGUUGUAUUGUGUGUUGUACUCGCUAGAUAGAUGUAUUUCUUACACGGGCAUUCUUGGAGGUUUUUUUUUUUUUCGUUGGUAUUUUCAAAAAAUAUGUUGAUUUUUUGAAAAUUAUACUAACACAUCCUGACUUUCUCCUUGCUGACAACCAACCGCGAGGAAGCUAAGGGGGGGAGGUGGCCACUGCCCCUCCUCCCCUCCUCCCCUCCGCCCAUCUUUCCCUUUCUCUCCUCAUCUCCCCUUCUUUUUCUCCCAUAUUUUCCUUUCCUCUUAUCUCCUCUUCUCCUCCCUUUCCCCACCCCAGAUAAUCUAGGUUUGUUUGUCUAUUUGUUUUGUUUUGUUGUUUUUGCAGUGUUCUAGGUGACUGGUGUUGUCUUUGUCUCGGCGGCGGCGAUAAUAGUGACGUUGGAUUGUGUCUCUCCUUAGAAGAGUUGUGAUACUUGGUGGCUGAUGUUUUGUCUCUAUUUUAACGGCGGCGGCGGCAGUGACACUGGUGGUAGUUGUUGGGAUGUGGUGCUCUUCUCUACUCUGCGCCGACCGAAGAACUAUGCUUGAUCAUAGGAGGUUUUCUUUGUCAAGUUCUGAGUUGAAGUGGAGUGCUUCUCAUGGGUCUUUUUACAGUUGUUUCUAUGUUUGUCCUUCGUGUUCUCUCUUGGUUUCUACUAAGGUAUGACUUACAGUUUGUAUGGGUAUCAAAAGACUAUGAUUUUGCUCAUAGAAUGCUUCUUUUGACAAUUGGGAUGUUCUGUGGUCCUCUCCUGUGGGUUUACUAUUUGGGGUUUCUAUGGUUCUCUCAUGUGGGUCUACUGUGUUGGUCUCUAAUUGCGGUUCUCGUCGGAGGUUUUUGUGUUAGGUUUUGUUUUUGACUUAUUCUUUUAUUGUAAUGGUCCAAAGUGAUCUGAAUUGGACUCUCCUGUUAGUCCAUGACAUGUGUGGUACUAUUUCCUCUCCUUGGAUUCUUGUCCUAGGAAGGUUUUAACGAUGUCAUUGUAUCAUGUCGCUUUUUGCAGAUGUUCAAAUUUUUGAAGUUAA